AUGACUGACGCCGCGAAUAAUGGCAUCGUGCUGUAUCAUUACAGCUUCUCGCCCUACGCCCGCCGGGUGAUCUGGUAUCUGGCGCUGCGUGGCAUCGACUAUGCUGAAUGCAAACAACCUCCCAUCAUGCCCCGGCCGGAUUUGGAGGCUAUCGGCGUCAACUAUCGGCGGAUACCGAUUUGCGCCAUUGGCAAGGACGUCUACUGUGACACGCGCAUCAUUAUCAGGAAGCUGGAGGAGUUAUUCCCGGACGGUGCGUUGGGGGCUACAGACGCCGACCAACGGGCGAUGCAGAAACUGCUCGAAGUGUGGAAGAUCGAAGCCGGGGUGUUCGUCAGAGGCUCGCAGCUGAUCCCGUCUGAUACGCCAAUUGUCAAGGACGUCAAAUUCCAGAAAGACAGAGAGAAUUUCUCUGGGCGGCCGUGGAGCAAGGAGGUCGUCGAUGCCAAUAGGCCCGAGGCAGUCGCUGCCAUAAGGAACAGCUUCAAGUUCCUUGAGACGACGCUGUUGGCGGAUAAUAGAGAAUGGGUUCUGAAGACGGACAAGCCUUCGCUAGCCGAUAUCGAAGCGGUCUGGGUGUUUCACUGGAUGAAGGGCCUCAAAGGAGCGCUGCCGUCAGAUGUCAUCUCCCCGAAGCACUAUCCCAAGGUGUUCGCCUGGAUCGACCGCUUCGAUCGCGCCUGCAACGACGCGAAGAAAAGGGCGCCAAAGCCGACGGCCUUGAAAGGAGACGUGGCUGCAAAACGGGUACUUGACGCGAAGUUCGCAGGACAGGACAUAGGUGUGAACGCAACGGACCCUCUUGGGUUGACCAAGGGGCAAGAAGUAGAGGUGUGGCCUACCGAUUCUGGCUUCCGCCAACGUGACCGCGGGUCAUUGAUCGGCUUGGACGACGAUGAAGUGGUCAUUGCAGCGGGGAAUGGCGUCCGUCUUCAUUUCCCUCGAACCGGCUUCCGCGUCGCUGCAAUAGACGCCAGGUCCAAGCUAUGA
Molecule: messenger RNA, 990 nt
Organism: Cyphellophora europaea CBS 101466
Lineage: Eukaryota; Fungi; Ascomycota; Eurotiomycetes; Chaetothyriales; Cyphellophoraceae
Exons: 3
Coding region: 1-990 (329 amino acids)
Cellular component (GO): cytoplasm
Source: RefSeq, a predicted model, not a curated record